Amoebophrya sp. A120 is the source of this 3069-nucleotide messenger RNA. The record is from the annotation of a GenBank genome assembly. NCBI's taxonomy places the organism in Eukaryota, Dinophyceae, Syndiniales, Amoebophryaceae.
AAGGAUUGCAGACAGGUGGAUCGUUGAACUAAGAGGUGGAAAUAGUGGAUAUUUUUUCUAUGGUGGUCUUCAUCCGUGGAGACAAGAUGGCCAAGGCUUUUUCUCUGACUGUAACGCAUAAACGCGCCGCGAUUUCUUAUCUAGAAAGACAUUCACAUUCAUUGACGCGUUAGAUUAUUUUCGUUUCUGCGAUAGCCACACAAAUCCGUUCGAAUUCGUCCCACAACAUGUCGCAGCUGUUCCGCCCCUCUGCUCACGAUGAAGUCCAAACGGCAGAGAGUUUCGACCUCUCGGCGGUCGCCGAUGCCAUCUGCAAGGAGAUCUGUACCUUGCGAGACACUUCUCAACACGCGGGUCGUCCGCAGCGACGGUGGCGCAUUGGGCUUCAGUUCCCGACGAGAAAAGGCUCAGUCACCGUGCACCGAGUUUUGAUGGACUACAUUCUGAAUUGCCAGGCAGAAGAUGAUGAACAUGCACAAGAGAGGCAGAGUAGAGAUCGUCUCAGCACGUCCAGCGCAAGAGCACCAGGAGCUCCAUCCACAAGAACAGCGUCUUCGUCGAGCCGUUCCCGUUCCACCCCGGAGCAUGAGCAAAAACCCUCUUGUUCACGACAAAUAAACAGCAAAGUCACCGAGCAUGAUUUCCAGCUCUGCAUCCUGGGCGACAGUGACUACGGCGCCUGCUGCGUCGACGAGGUCAGCGCGAAGCAUUACAACUGUGAUCGAAUUGUGCACUUUGGGAAAACAUGUCUGAGCCUACCCCAGAGCAUUCCGACAUUAUUUGUCCCAAGAACAACGGGGCUGAAGCUGAACCGACGGACCGAACCUGCUUUGCUGGAAAGACUGAGGGAACUGCGAGACACACUGAGGGAUAGUGUUGAAGGAGGAGCUGCAGUAGACGCAGACGACGCGGAUGCCCCAGAUGCUCGUGAAGGUCCAGAUGAACUUCACACCAGCUAUCGCAAAUCGAAACUCGUGCUCGUCUAUGACGCUGGGUUUGAGGAAGAGGACCUGUGCAAGGCACUCCAACCCGAUGUGGUCUUCUCCCUCCCUGAGGAAGUCCGAAGUUGGCGGUUUGUGUUGGCGAAAGGCAGUAGGGGGACAAGUAGGACGCACCAUGGCUUGUACCAGUACAAGGGCCAGUGUGAUGAAAAAGAAAAUGCUGCUUUUGCUUCUCAUCGAGCAGUAUCAGGUGGUGAAGCAACUUUCGGAGCGUCAACUUGCGGCUGUGGUCCGCACGACGGUAGCGACAGGCAGGCGAGCUACACCGGUUCUUCGAUUUCUUGUGCGACUGAUUCAUCUUCCAUGUGGUCACCUGCUGUCUACACGAGGGCGUUGCAAGCGCACGCCACCGGUUUGACCCCACUAUGGUCCCGCUGGUUUAUCCCGGAUAAUUCCCCGCUCGUCUGCGGACGCGUGUUGCAACGGAACCAGGUCGUUGUUGAGAGAGGAUUUUCAACUUCUGAGAAAGAAGCCCAAUCGCAUCCAGAUCUUCGACUACAGGCGUCGAUUAAGCGGGGCUCUAAUUAUUUCCACUACGUCUACGUGGGGAACAGCCAAAGCCAGCUGGACGCGUUGGUUAUGCGCUUCGGCUGCGUGCACCACGUGAAACUUCUGCAGGCUGUGGACAACAAGCAGCAAGCAACAGUUGAGCAAGUUUUUUCUACCAAUUUGAUGCAAAAACGCUACAACGUCGGAGUGCAGGCGAUCCGGAACGCCCGGCGUGUUGGGUUACUGUUCGCCACCGCGGAUCGCCCAUUCUUACAGACAUUGGUUCUACAUUUAGAGCACCACUUGCACCUCGCGCAAAAAGCCACCUACCGGGUUUCUAUCGGAAAACUGGAUGUGGCGAAGCUGUGCAACUUAGAAGAGGUCGAUUGCUGGAUCGUCCUUGCGUGUCCGGAGCGGUGCGGCCAGAUCCUGGCGAAACAGCAGGAAUUUCCGAAGCCCUUCGUCACCCCCUACGAGGCCCAGAUCGCGCUCGACCUGCGAUCUUGGGAGGGCGAGUUGGGGUAUGUGACGGACCCCAGCGAGUUGGGGGCGGAAUUGGAUCGGGUUUUUAAAGAAUCGGGCGCGAGUGGUGGCCCCGCGAAUACGGGUGUUUUUGGUAGCGACAACGACGGUUCAGCGUCCGAGUACGAGGAAGAGACCGAGGACUUUCCGGAGAUGGAGCGAGAAGACAUGUCAGCUGUCACAGGCAAUGACCCCAGAACAACAAGCACGGUGGUAAACGAUCAUCAGAAUUUGAAGACGAACUACGAUAGUACAGAUGAGAAUCGGCCCCCCGGAUCGCCAGCAAACACUAGAAAACCUCCAAAGUGGAACUCGACCUUGCCGCAAAGUGGAAGAAAAAAACAGGAGGACACAGCAUUACGUCGGAGAAAACGAAACUAUCAUCAAAAGAUGUUGACCACCGGUAACGAGGCGCAGGAUGCGCUCUUGUUCGAAAAUUCCCGGCGCGCAUGGCAGGGCUAUGUCGACACACCAGCCGCGCCAGCGGUGCUCACGAAAGGAAUGACUGGGAUUGCGUCGAAGUACGAAGGGGAGGAAUAAGUAGUUGUAAUUACGAGCUGAAGUACUAUAGUUUUUCCAGCUUAUUUGCGAUUAUGGUCCUUCUCAUAAAAGGAAAAGCUUGUCGACUUCUCUGAUGAUUUCUGCAACAUAACCCGCGAAUAUCUUUCGAACUUGAAGUAGCGACAUGGCAUGUACAUGAAAAAUAAAAAGGUUCUGAAAAAUGAAAUGCGACAAUGUAUUGCAGGCUGUAGGAUUCUACAUCUACCUUGCAUGAGAUUCAUAGCGACGAUGAGGUUUCUUGCUGUACUUACAUAGGCUUCAGCUCUUCCUGAUACAUUCAUGAUCUUGCUGAGUUUUUCUGUUCCACUGUAGCCAUGAGUAUCUUUGUGAGGGCUGAAGCUCAAGAGUGACCACGGAGAGGCUCUCCUGUUAAUGUUCUAGCAGAUGUUUUGUUUUGUUGGUUGUUCGUCAUUGUUUUCAGCGUCAACGGUGUGGUUGGAAGUUACUGCCGCUUCAUUACCCUUAAUCUCGUCUACGUUUUGCGUAGACAGGCAGG